AUGAAAUCGAUCGGCGCAUUAAGUCAAAUGAAGAAGCAUGUCCGAUGUUUGGUUAUGCGUGAUGUUAAUACAUUAUUAGUGAGCGCGUCCUCUGCGCUAUCCUCUUCAGCCAGUGAACAAGAUUCACCAAUUGAGCUCGAGACGAAUCCGUAUCAGAAAGAGGAACGUAAAUGUAUCCUAUGUGCUAGAAAGAUUGAAUUGGACUAUAAAAAUGCUCGUCUGCUGCAACAAUUCGUAUCGAAUUUCUCAGGACGUGUUUAUGACAGACAUAUUACCGGUCUUUGUGAGCACCAACAGAAGAAAUUGAUUGAAACAAUUGCGCUUAGUCGACGUGCUGGUUAUAUGCCUGUAUUGGUAAAAGAUCCGAAAUAUUUGCGAGAUCCGAAGCUGUUCGACCCACUGAAGCCCAUUCGACCACAUUCAUUCGCAUGA
Messenger RNA from Anisakis simplex (herring worm), 432 nucleotides. Lineage: Eukaryota; Metazoa; Nematoda; Chromadorea; Rhabditida; Anisakidae. The record is from the annotation of a GenBank genome assembly.